This is a messenger RNA of Chinchilla lanigera (long-tailed chinchilla), 1582 nucleotides long. RefSeq names its product NIMA-related kinase 2 (gene Nek2). Bases 159 to 1505 code for a protein of 448 amino acids. The record is from RefSeq and is a predicted model, not a curated record. Gene Ontology annotation, biological process: protein phosphorylation. Gene Ontology annotation, molecular function: ATP binding; protein kinase activity. Lineage: Eukaryota; Metazoa; Chordata; Mammalia; Rodentia; Chinchillidae. The transcript has 8 exons.
UUAGCCAAUCAGAGACGCAGGGCGGCUUCGCAGGCGGCCAAUGGAUCGCCAGGAUAGAGCCCGCGGCGGUUAAACGUGGCUGAGGCCGGGGCAGUGCGGCGCUGUGCGGCGGCCGAGCGAGGGCGGCUGCGGCUCCGUGCGUGCGGCGCGGCCCCGCCAUGCCUUCCCGAGUGGAGGACUACGAAGUGCUGUACACCAUCGGCACGGGCUCGUACGGCCGCUGCCAGAAGAUCCGGAGGAGGAGCGACGGCAAGAUACUGGUUUGGAAAGAACUUGACUAUGGAUCCAUGACAGAGGCCGAAAAACAGAUGCUUGUUUCUGAAGUGAAUCUGCUCCGUGAAUUGAAACAUCCGAACAUCGUCCGUUACUACGAUCGAAUUAUUGACCGAACAAACACAACCCUGUACAUCGUGAUGGAAUACUGUGAAGGAGGGGACCUGGCUAGUGUGAUCACAAAGGGAACCAGGGAAAGACAAUACUUAGAGGAAGAGUUCGUUCUUCGAGUGAUGACGCAGCUGACCCUGGCCCUGAAAGAAUGUCACAGGCGAAGUGAUGGCGGUCACACGGUGCUUCAUCGAGAUCUGAAACCAGCCAACGUUUUCUUGGACGGCAAGCAUAAUGUCAAGCUCGGAGACUUCGGGCUAGCGAGAAUAUUAAACCAGGACACGAGCUUUGCAAAAACAUUUGUGGGCACACCGUACUACAUGUCUCCAGAACAAAUGAAUCGCCUGUCCUACAAUGAGAAAUCCGACAUCUGGUCCCUGGGUUGUUUGCUGUAUGAACUGUGUGCGCUGAUGCCUCCCUUUACAGCUUUCAACCAAAAAGAACUUGCUGGGAAGAUCAGGGAAGGCAAAUUCCGGCGGAUCCCUUACCGCUUCUCUGACGAGCUGAAUGACCUUAUUACGAGGAUGUUAAAUUUAAAGGACUACCAUCGGCCUUCCGUCGAGGAAAUCCUUGAGAACCCUCUGAUAGCAGACUUGGUUGCAGAGGAGCAGAGAGGACAGCUUGAGCGGCGUGGGCGCAGAGUGGCAGGCGUGGAAGAGCCCGAGAAGCCGGGGGACCCCAGCCCCGUGCUGAGCGAGCUGCGGCUGAAGGAGCUGCAGCUGCAGGAGCGAGAGCGGGCCCUCAAGGCGCGGGAGGAGACGCUGGAGCAGAAGGAGCGCGAGCUGUGUGUGCGGGAGAGGCUGGCGGAGGACAAGCUGGCCCGCGCCGAGGGGCUGCUGAAGAGCUGCGGGCUGCUGCGGGAGCAGAGGCUGCUGUCCCUGGCCAGCACUCCAGAACUUCUUGAUCUACCAUCCUCAACAAUUAAGAAGAAGGUUCACUUCAGCCGGGAGAGCAAAGAGAACACAGUGAGGAACGAGAACUCGGAGAGCCAGCUCACUGCUAAGUCCAAGUGCAAGGACCUGAAGAAGAGGCUUCAUGCUGCGCAGCUGCGGGCACAGGCGCUGUCGGACCUAGAGAAGAACUACCAGCUCAAGAGCAGGCAGAUCCUGGGCAUGCGCUAGCCUGGGAGCCGCGGGGGAGCCUGGGAGCCGCGGGGGAGCCUGGGAGCCGCGGGGGCGCCUGGGAGCCGCGGGGGCGC